GUAGCAUUAUCGGGUCGACCCGAGCCUAUCCGGCUAUAUGUGGGGGGCCAUUCCGAUCUAAGCGUUCCUUCCAUUCCGAUUCCGGCCGGGCGGAGAAGGAGCUACCUACCAUUAUCUAUGCCAUUAUCUACAACGACACCUCAUCCAUGAGAGAGGGAAUGGAUUCUAACUGCUUUUUUUAUAUAAUCUCGCAUUCAUAUUCAUAGAACUUGAUUCAAAUCCAACUACUCUAUCGGCUUAACCCCUGAAAUGGAGGCUUAUCAGUUAACGGCAACCGAAGCUCUCACCAAACUUAAGGAUGGUUCAUUAACGGUUGAAGAGUACGCGCGUUCGCUACUCGCGCGCAUCGAGGAAAGAGACGCAGCUGUUCAGGCUUGGGCGUACCUUGACCCCGAUUAUGUGAUCGAGCAAGCAAAGCAACUUGAUUCUAUACCGCCGGAAGAGCGAGGUCCCCUACAUGGCGUAGCCGUCGCAGUUAAGGAUAUCAUGUAUACUAAAGAUAUGCCAACACAGCACAAUUCCCCAAUCUACGAAGGUGAUGAACCGAAACUUGAUGCCGCGUCCAUCAUCACGCUACGCCACGCGGGUGCCUUGAUUCUUGGUAAAUCAACUACGACGGAAUUCGCGUCGAUUACAACGGGACCGAAAACAAAGAACCCUCACGACGUAACACGCACCCCCGGUGGCUCUUCCUCCGGAUCUGCGGCCGCCGUAGGAGAUUUCCAAGCACCAAUCGGAUUGGGCACGCAGACAGGUGGAAGCACCAUUCGUCCGGGUUCAUUCAAUGGCAUCUAUGCUUUCAAGCCUACGUGGAACUCUAUCAGUCGUGAGGGGUUGAAGGUGUACUCCCUCAUCCUCGACACGAUCGGCUUCUUCUCUCGGAGUGUAGACGACCUCCAACUGAUUGCCGACGUCUUCGAACUCGAGGAUGAUGUCCCUCCGCCUAGAGAAUUCUCGAUUAAGGGGUCGAAAUUUGCGGUUCUGAAAACGAUGAUAUGGCCACAAGCAGGUCCCGGCACGAUUGCCGCAUUGGAAGCUGGCGCAAAGCUGCUGAGAGACCACGGGGCAGAGGUUGAAGAGAUUGAAUUACCUCCCGAGUUCGACAAGUUGCCGGAAUGGCAUAGCAUAGUGUUGCGCACUGACGGACGACCAACCUUCUUGUCCGAGUACCGCAUUGCUAAGGAUAAACUAGCACCUAUGCUAGUUGAUCACGUCGAAAAUGAAUCUAAGGUUUCACGAGCCGCUCAACUAGAAGCAUUUGACAAAAUUGCUUCUUUAAGACCUAAGAUUGAUGAGAUCGCCAGCAAGUAUGCUGCUAUCCUUACACCGAGUGUGGUAGACGAAGCUCCCGCAGGUACGGAAACUACAGGGAGUCCGGUUUUCAAUGCUAUUUGGACGGCCCUCCAUACACCCGUAACGAGCAUUCCUGGAUUUAAGGGGGAGAACGGGUUACCGGUGGGCUUAUCGUUGGUUGCGCCGAGAUACCACGAUAGACACCUGCUGGAAGUCUCUAGAGCCGUAGGGGAGAUAUUUGAAGCGGAAGGCGGAUGGAAACGGCAGGUAUACCAUUAAUCAUGCAUUUAGUCUCUUGAGUUUUUGUUCACAAUCUCCUUAAUGGAUUAGUUGGGUCAAGACACCUUGGAUGGCGGUGGCUAUCGAUAUUAAGUCAGCUUCAUCACAUAGGUACUUUAGUGUAUAUCGCAUCACCAUCACGAUUAUAUUCUUAAUCUACCAUGACUCAGAAGUGAGUUUUAGACCUCUUUGGGCAAAUUUGACAUGUGCAAGAAUAGAUUUCAGUUAUUAA
Messenger RNA from Annulohypoxylon truncatum, 1804 nucleotides. RefSeq names its product glutamyl-tRNA amidotransferase subunit A. NCBI's taxonomy places the organism in Eukaryota, Fungi, Ascomycota, Sordariomycetes, Xylariales, Hypoxylaceae. Bases 250 to 1572 code for a protein of 440 amino acids. The record is from RefSeq and is a predicted model, not a curated record. The transcript has 4 exons. Gene Ontology annotation, molecular function: catalytic activity.